Tuber melanosporum (Perigord truffle) is the source of this 1404-nucleotide messenger RNA. RefSeq lists its product as uncharacterized. The coding region runs from base 1 to 1404 and encodes 467 amino acids. NCBI's taxonomy places the organism in Eukaryota, Fungi, Ascomycota, Pezizomycetes, Pezizales, Tuberaceae. Gene Ontology annotation, molecular function: protein binding. The transcript has 2 exons. The record is from RefSeq and is a predicted model, not a curated record.
AUGAUGCGCACUACGUGUCCUGCUAUAUAUGGCUCUGUUGGCAGUCCAGCGGGGUCUAUCAUUUCAAAACAGGUGAAAACCAAACUAAAUCUCUCCUUUUCACCGCCGUCAUCGUUUUCCCAAAGUCCUCAACAGAUAGACGAAAAUACCAUGCUGACCUUCAUAAUAAAUACUUCUCUAGGGAUCCUUGCUACUUGGGCCUUCUACAAGACGACUAUCGUCUUGCUGUUCCCCGAGAACCAUGCUGAGAUUAGUAUCCUUGCGCUUCUACGAUUGCUAGUCAGAGACUUUUUAGCCAGCCCAGGCCCUAGCGUUCUCCCGUUGGACCAAUUGAGCUACACGCUUCUCGAAGAUGCGCGUAAGAGCGGGCGGUUGCGGGGCGGAUACUUUGUGCUGCGCACUGAGAAUGGGGUUUGGUCGGAUGAGAAGGGGACGAGCUGUAUUUUAGAGAUACAGAAUAAUUGGAGGAAGAAUAACUGGAGGAAUAUGGAGGGGGAGUGGUACGCUUUGAUCAAAGAGCCAUUCGUCAGAUUUCAAACCAGGGAGGACGGUGAACACGUUGUCGCCUUGAUGGUCAGACAUCGAAGUGACUGGGAUGCCAUUCCUAGCACCUCCAAUCUCAUUCCCGAAGGCUUUCGUGUAGUGCAGGGGUGGCGAGAGAAAGGUAGAGAAGAACUUAAAGAGAAAGGAAAUGAUCUAUAUACCCAGGAAUCAUAUUGGGGUGCUUUCGAUCUUUACAAGCAAGCCCUUCACCAACCAGAAGAUUCGGUGCCCUCUGACCUGAUACACCGAAACUGUGCUCAGGCAGCGUUCAAACUCUCCCUUCGCGAUACGGCCAUUCAAGACGCCACGGCAGCAAUAUCAGCCAACCCAUCGGACCCCAAAAACUCCCUCAAGCUAGCUAAGUGUCACUAUGCUGCACGAAAUUAUGCCGAAGCGGAAACAAACCUCCAGAAAUUGGUGACACUCGAUCCCCUGAAUGUUAAAGGAAAGCUCCUACUCGAAAGAUGCCAUCAAAGGAUCGCAGAGACCAGGGGGGAAUACAAUUGGGUAAAGAUCAGAAAGCCGCUGAAUACGAGGCCUAGUUCCUAUCUCGAUGUCGCGGAUUAUACUGGACCUGUUGAAGUCAAAGUCGGUAAAUUCGGUAAGGGGUUAUAUACGACAAAAAACGUCAAAACCGGAGAUCUAUUACUCGUCAGUAAAGCUCUACAAUUUGUUUAUCUCUCCGACGGAGAUCUCGGCAACUCCGAAAAGUUGAAGGAUAUGAAACUGGAUUGCAUUCUCGAGGUUGCCGAAAGGUUACACAACGAGAAGGGUCUACAAAAAGGAUUCUUCGAGCUCUGGAGGGGAAAAGAGGGCGUGGAACCCAGAAUUAUCGAUGACACCUAUGCUCUAGACACGUGA